This is a messenger RNA of Sapajus apella (tufted capuchin), 1321 nucleotides long. Its product is annotated as olfactory receptor 10R2-like. Gene Ontology annotation, molecular function: G protein-coupled receptor activity; olfactory receptor activity. The transcript has a single exon. Lineage: Eukaryota; Metazoa; Chordata; Mammalia; Primates; Cebidae. Gene Ontology annotation, cellular component: membrane. The record is from RefSeq and is a predicted model, not a curated record. The coding region runs from base 337 to 1278 and encodes 313 amino acids. Gene Ontology annotation, biological process: G protein-coupled receptor signaling pathway.
UACUGUAUUAAAAAAUUAGAUGGUAUCUAUAUAAGUCUCCAAGUAGGGGACCUGAUGAAUAGGCUUUAUUUGAGCAAAUGACCGUACACUUCACGUAAACGUUUGUCCCCAGAUUCACUGCUAAAAUCAGCAGCAGAAAAAUAGCAGUUUGAAUGCAUAUCAAUUUAUAAGAGCUUCUGGUAAAAUUUACAAUUCUUUUUUCUCUUCCAUACUUGUUGUCUCUCAUUCAAAUAAGACUGGCAUAGCUACUUUAUGAGGGUAAGUCUCCCUGAAUUUUAAGUUCCGAAGAUCUCUGGACCUGAUCAUAUUGACCUUAUUCCAUGGGAUCAGCUCAUCAUGGCCAAUUCCUCUUCCAUCACUGAGUUCCUACUGCUGGGCUUCUCCAGCCUUGGAGAAUUGCAGCUUGUCCUCUUUGUGGUCUUUCUCUGCCUCUAUUUGAUUAUCUUGAGUGGAAACGUCAUCAUCAUAUCAGUCAUUCACUUGGAUCACAGCCUCCACACACCCAUGUACUUCUUUCUAGGUAUUCUUUCUAUCUCCGAAAUCUUCUACACAAUUGUUAUCCUGCCCAAGAUGCUUAUCAACCUAUUCUCUGUACUGAGGACACUCUCUUUUGUGAGUUGUGCCACCCAGAUGUUCUUCUUUCUUGGUUUUGCUGUCACUAACUGCCUGCUUUUGGGAGUGAUGGGUUAUGAUCGUUAUGCUGCCAUCUGCCAGCCUUUGCACUACGCUGUUCUCAUGAGCUGGAGGGUAUGUGGACAACUGGUAGCAACUUGUAUUAUUAGUGGCUUCCUAAUAUCUCUGGUGGGAACAACUUUGGUCUUUAGCCUCCCUUUCUGUGGCUCCAACAAGGUCAACCACUACUUUUGUGAUAUUUCCCCAAUUAUCCGUCUCGCCUCUGCCGACAGCUACAUCAAUGAACUGGUCAUCUUCAUCUUUGGGGUCUUGGUGCUUGUUGUGCCCUUGAUAUUUAUCUGCAUUUCUUAUGGCUUCAUUGUCCAUACCAUCCUGAAGAUUCCAUCAGCUGAAGGCAAGCAAAAAGCCUUCUCCACCUGUGCUUCCCAUCUCAUUGUAGUCAUUGUUCAUUAUGGUUGUGCUUCCUUUGUCUACCUGCGACCCUCAGCCAAAUAUACAUCAGGCAAAGAUAGGCUGGUGACAGUGACCUAUACCAUCAUCACCCCGCUUUUAAAUCCCAUGGUAUACAGUCUCAGGAACAAAGAUGUGCAGCUGGCUAUUCGGAAACUGAUUGGAAAGUCUGGGUUUUCUCUUAAGAGUUUAUAAUCAGAACACUUUCUAACAGUAUGGACAACAUUAGACCAAUUGU